Molecule: messenger RNA, 639 nt
Organism: Adineta ricciae
Lineage: Eukaryota; Metazoa; Rotifera; Eurotatoria; Adinetida; Adinetidae
Source: the annotation of a GenBank genome assembly
AUGCAACCAAUACAUACUCUAUGUUCGUCUACUUCCACUCAAUACAUUCAUUUAUUUUCAGAUCCUGAUUUCAAACCUAGUAUGGUAUUUCUUACAUCUCUACUUCGAAAACUACCGACACCACAAUGGUUAUUGAAAGAUACAAUUCCAGGCAAACGAACAGACAACAAAUGGUGGCGUUUAGAAACGUUUCGAUUUACAUUUCAAAGCGACGGUCGUCGACGACGCUGUUUCAAAGUAGCAUAUCCUUAUCUCAGAAACCGUUGGCGUCUGGCAACACGUAAUCGUCUGUUUAAACCCAUCUUCGAAGCCGAUCUACACGAUACACGAGUUGAUGCUGCAGCACGCGAACAUGGUUUACGUCAACAUACCCUACGAGCAAGUCUAGCUCGACAGAAUAUUCAGCUGUCACCAGCUAUUCUUGCUGAUCUUGCUAUUUAUGAACCACGAACAUUCGAAUGUUUAAGCUUAGUCGCUAAGCAACAUAUUAUCAACACAGAUCUUCAAGUGCCUGAUCCAGAACAUGAAUUUGAUGAACAAGACGUCGAACCCGAUGCUGAAGAAGAACAAGUACCUCUGAAUGUUGGUCCACAUAUCUUAAACCCAUCGUUAUUCAAAGAUGUUUACAAUCGUUUUUGA